UUUUUUUUUUUUUUUGGACAUCAUUUUCGUACAAAUUAAAUCUUGGUCCCACCAUGUUCUUCCUGCGGAAUUUAUCACAUACAAUCAAUCUGCAUCCUUCUUACUUUGGUCCACAUAUGAAGGAGUUCCUACUCCGGAACCUUCAUGGAGAUGUAGAAGGGACUUGUUCAGGAAGAGUUGGCUUCAUUAUAUGUGUCUUGACCGUUACCAACAUCAGUCCAGGCAAAGUCUUACCCGGAUCAGGCCUUGCAGAGUUCGUGGUUCAAUACCAAGCCAUUGUCUUUAAACCUUACAAAGGAGAAGUAGUGGACGCGAUCGUGACUAGUGUCAAUCAGAUUGGGUUCUUUGCGGACGUUGGGCCUUUGCAAGUCUUUGUUGCCCAAAAGUUAAUGCCAAAUGAUUUCAAGUUUGAUUCAAAUGGUCCCUGUUACAGAGGGGAUGACCAGAUGAUCGAAAAGAAUGGGCAAGUGCGACUCAAAAUUGUUGGAUUGAAGUAUCAGGCAACUCAGAUCAAUGCUGUGGGAACGAUAAAGGAAGAUUACUUGGGCCAGAUUCAAUAAAUUAGACUGCUGUAAAGGGAAGGAACAGGAUUGACAAUAAAAAACAUAAAACAUCAUCUUGCUCUUUUGUACUGAAGUAGACUUUUAGAUCUAUUUCGAAAGG
Messenger RNA from Lobosporangium transversale, 663 nucleotides. RefSeq names its product RNA polymerase Rpb7. Gene Ontology annotation, molecular function: single-stranded DNA binding; translation initiation factor binding; single-stranded RNA binding. Bases 54 to 560 code for a protein of 168 amino acids. Lineage: Eukaryota; Fungi; Mortierellomycota; Mortierellomycetes; Mortierellales; Mortierellaceae. Gene Ontology annotation, biological process: positive regulation of nuclear-transcribed mRNA poly(A) tail shortening; positive regulation of translational initiation; transcription initiation at RNA polymerase II promoter. Gene Ontology annotation, cellular component: RNA polymerase II, core complex; P-body. The record is from RefSeq and is a predicted model, not a curated record. The transcript is spliced from 6 exons.